Messenger RNA from Closterium sp. NIES-67, 1149 nucleotides. The record is from the annotation of a GenBank genome assembly. Lineage: Eukaryota; Viridiplantae; Streptophyta; Zygnematophyceae; Desmidiales; Closteriaceae.
UGCGACGCCUGCUCUGUAGUCGCCGACGUUAUUCUAAAAUCGCCGUCGCAGUAACCGUCCCCCGCUCGCGACGCAGAAGAAGCGUUUGCUCCGUGCGUCGGUUAGCAUGGCAAGCUGCCGAACUGUUUUCAGCACGUCUCACGCUUCCGAGUACAACUUCAUUACUUUCUGUAGCGUUUGAAACAGGUUUCACUUGACAUUUUCGCCGGUUUCUAACGGCAUCCGGCUUACCAUUCGUCGUGGGAGAACGGGACUGACUGACACGGUGUCACAGCAUCGGUUUAGGUUAUGGAUGUAACUGUAGCGAAUGGCACAGGCGACCCUUUCGGGAGUUUCGAUAGAAGCAACGCCAGAAUCCAGAUCUUCUAAUCCGGCAGCCGGACCCGUCGCUAUUGUCUCUUCUGACCAAGCAGAGAGGCACAAUGUGAAAAGCAGCACAGCAAGCGAGGGGGCCCGUAGCGGGUCAGACGUAGCAGGGAAGGCAGAGGAGAACCCUAGGCCUCGCGAUGAAGCGACGAUUUCUAGUGCUUUGAACAUUUCUGGGUCGGUAGAAGCCGGAUCGGAUGGCCUCAAGGCGUUGUCCGAGCCUCUGUCAGAGAUGAUGUCAGCUCUUUCGCUUGUGGUGGAAGGGGAAUUGCAGGCUAAUACUGUCCCCUCAUAUCAGCGCCUCACCCAACUUAACCUAGAAGCAGCAGCUGAUGGCGAGCGUCUCGCUGACUUGACGGUUGGCGUGGGCGUGUUUGUGCGCUGCCAGCUGGCGGCGCGGGCGGCCACACUUCGGCAGCUAGUAGCCGAGGCGGAGGAGGCGGAGCGGCAGCUUGCUGACCUGGAAGGGGUCGUUGCUGAGCUGGAUAAAUUCACUGGGAAGCUGGAAAGAGCUGUGGCUAAAGCCAUCAGAGAGGGGGUGUGAUUGUAGUGAAGUGGAUUGUGUGGGCUGUGGUGGUUUUGAGGUGCUGUGAUUGUAGUAUAGAUGGUGUUUAUGCACAGGUGUGGUGUGGCACACAAGGGGGGGUAUUAUCGGGUGGGUAUUUCAUCUGUAGGAGAGUGGAGAAUGCCAAGCAGGUUAUGCAUGGGCGUGUAUGUUCAUACCGUAUACACCCGGAUAUGAGUGCAACCAUUUAUUAAGCCCAUGGGCUUAUGCAAUGCAAA